UGAUUCCCAUGAUGGUGCCCGGUGAUUACCGAGUAUCUCUAAUGGGGAGGAGGGCUACGUUGUUUACUAACAGUCCUCCUCCCUAUCUGCUCGGGCACACUGCUCUGGAUGGCUGUGCUUAGCCAUCCAGAGCAGUGUGCUUACAGUGAAGCACCAACACAUCACCCCCCAGUAAAACACUCCCAACACACAGUUAACCCUUUGAUCGCCCCUCAUAUUAACUCCUUCCUGCCCAGUGCCAUUAGUACAGUGUCGUUUGCUUUUUAUUAGCACUGAUCACUGUAUUGGUGUCACUGGGGAUGUCAGUGACACCAAGUCAGUUCCCCCCAGUGCCAGAAUGCCUGUCGCAGUCCCGCUAUAAGUCGCUG
This is a messenger RNA of Staurois parvus, 368 nucleotides long. NCBI's taxonomy places the organism in Eukaryota, Metazoa, Chordata, Amphibia, Anura, Ranidae. The record is from the annotation of a GenBank genome assembly.